Molecule: messenger RNA, 890 nt
Organism: Sinocyclocheilus grahami
Lineage: Eukaryota; Metazoa; Chordata; Actinopteri; Cypriniformes; Cyprinidae
Product: cilia- and flagella-associated protein 69-like
Exons: 6
Coding region: 1-630 (209 amino acids)
Biological process (GO): positive regulation of flagellated sperm motility; olfactory behavior; response to odorant
Cellular component (GO): non-motile cilium; sperm midpiece
Source: RefSeq, a predicted model, not a curated record
AUGGAGCUUCUUAAUGGAGCCGUCAGUGAACGUGAUCGACUCGAAGAGCAUGUGAAGAGGCCGAUUGUCUCUCGGCAUCAGGAUGAAUCUUCAUCAUCAUCAUCGUCAUCACAUGACGUCAGUGCUGCUGUCAGAGACGUGUCAGAAAACCUGCGUGCAAACAUCUACUGCAUCUUCUGCAAACUGGGAUUUGAGCGUCUGUCGGGUUUGAGUGCCGAAGAUCACGUCACGCUCAGCAUAAUCCACCGAUACCUGGACUUCAAGCUGUGUGAGGUUGUGCAGGAGCUGUGGAGUGAGGCAGCGGCGGUCGUUCCGUCGGAUGAAGCGGCGCUGAAGAGUGUGCUGCAGGUCAGUGAAGCCAUGGCCGAGAGCGUGCGCUCGCUGCAGCAAAGCAUUCUGGGCGAGCGGCAGCAGCAGGAGCUGCAGAAGGAGCAGCGGCUGUAUUCAGAGAUCCGCUUCACUCAUAAGCAGCGAGAGAUCGCAGCAGAUGCCUGGAAGAGUUACGUGGCCAGAACCUCAAACUACAGCGUCCUGAAGGAGUUCAGGCAUCUUCGGGAGGAGCGGAGCACCAGCGAACACGACGCAGCAUCAGACGCCGAGACGAAUGAGCCAGCGCCACUCACUGUAUAGAGAGAAUAUAGCCAACUGAAUGCAUUUAAUACCACAUAUAUGCACUGCUGUUCAAACGCUUGCCAUGGUUAAAGGGACAGUUCACCAGAAAAUGACAGAAUGUUCAUAUUUGGGUGAACUAUCCCUUUAACCAGCAUUAGCAUGCUAGCGAUCACUGCUGGACCAAUGGUGGAAAGGACGACUGGAUCUCAAGCAGAGCCAAAUAUGAACGCUGAAUGUUAGCAUUUGAAUAAUGGCUAAUAAAAUCAGAUGUCCGAGCC